AUGUACAACCAUAGCAACAACAGCUUCCAAUCAUGCCUCCUAUGCCUUUUUGGCCCCCUUAACUGCUAUCAUUCCCCCUCCCCUCUCUCCCUUUCUCUCUUCUUUCUCUAUGGCACUGUCUCUGUCUCUGUCUCCAUCCCCUUCUUACUCAUUCUGUCCUUCUCGUCCAACCAUUCCUGGACCUGCUUCUUGCCACACACCCACCAGCGACAACCCCUACCAAGUACCGGCACUAUCCCUGGCGGCCCCCAAUACAGGUCCCUGAACUCCCCCUUUCGACUCUCCGGGCAAACCCUCUCCGGGUCUACGAUGUACCUAAGAAUACGCCCACAGUGUGUCACAGCAGGCCGUCUUGGCGCAACGACUUACACGCUUAUGGUCAAACACCAUUUUAUCUACUGUCUACAUCAUGUUUUCGCCGUUCCCCUUACCAUUUAUAACACAGCAUGAUUCUU
Messenger RNA from Colletotrichum destructivum, 455 nucleotides. RefSeq lists its product as uncharacterized. NCBI's taxonomy places the organism in Eukaryota, Fungi, Ascomycota, Sordariomycetes, Glomerellales, Glomerellaceae. The record is from RefSeq and is a predicted model, not a curated record. The transcript has a single exon. The coding region runs from base 1 to 450 and encodes 149 amino acids.